AAUCACUCAGUAUAAAUAGAAUUCUCCAUUUUUUGGGGGAGAUUUUUUAGGGUUUAGUAAUUUCUCCCAAAUUCACCAUCAAUGUCGUCUUCAUCAUCGGAGCCGGAGAGCAACAUUCUGACCUUGAAAUCCGCCGAUAACGACGAAUUUCAGGUGGAAGCAUCCAUCGCCGUUCAAUCUACAACUAUCAAAAACAUGGUAGAGGACGGUUACACAGACAUUCCGCUGGUGAACAUCAGUAGCGAAGUCCUUAUCAAAAUUCUCGAUUACCUGAAAAAGCACGCGGAGAAUUCCGGUUGUAGCGAAGAAGAACUGAACGAAUUUGACAAUGAAUUCGUUAAGAUGAGUAUCAAAAAAAUGUCUCUGUUUGUAUACGCCGCUAGUUUCUUGCACAUUCCUGGUUUGACGAGCCUGUUAUGCCAGACGAUUGCUGAUAAAAUUAAGAACAAAUCGGUGAAUGCUGUUCGGAGGAUUUUUGAGAUUAUCAAUGAUUAUACACCGGAGGAAGAAGCAGAGGUUCGUGCUGAACAUGACUGGGCACAUGAAGGAGAGCUUGAUGAUACUGUUGAGGAAGACGAUGAGGUUCGUGAUGAAAAUGAUGGAGAGAGUGAUGAUAACGAAACACCAGACGAUGAAACAGGUGAAAAUUGAUAACGACAUUGUUGAAUACUUAGUUUGUGUUCAUGGUUUUUUAGCUUGUUCAUCAAUGGAGUAAUUUGGGGAUUUUGAUUAGUUUCUGGAAACUUGUAAACUGUUACUCUGUUUCUGCUUCAUUGAUAAAUGAAUUGGAUUCUUGUGAUUU
Messenger RNA from Solanum pennellii, 802 nucleotides. RefSeq names its product SKP1-like protein 11. The record is from RefSeq and is a predicted model, not a curated record. Gene Ontology annotation, molecular function: cullin family protein binding. The transcript has a single exon. Lineage: Eukaryota; Viridiplantae; Streptophyta; Magnoliopsida; Solanales; Solanaceae. Gene Ontology annotation, biological process: SCF-dependent proteasomal ubiquitin-dependent protein catabolic process. Bases 82 to 651 code for a protein of 189 amino acids. Gene Ontology annotation, cellular component: cytoplasm; nucleus.